This is a messenger RNA of Hyalella azteca, 681 nucleotides long. RefSeq lists its product as uncharacterized. The transcript has 4 exons. The record is from RefSeq and is a predicted model, not a curated record. NCBI's taxonomy places the organism in Eukaryota, Metazoa, Arthropoda, Malacostraca, Amphipoda, Hyalellidae. The annotation marks the transcript as partial.
AUCCGCUGUUCUGCGAGCUGUGGAGCAGCCAUGCAAGACUGUCUUGGGUUCUGCUACUCGGCGUCGAACGCGUCGUGCGUGUUGCACAAAUCGUCUGCCUUGUCGAACUCCACGAUGAUCGUCGGCAUGAGAAGCUACUCUUACUACCCCGCUGCCGCUCACGCCACUGCUUUUGCCAACUGCCGAGCCUUGAACAGCUACCUCGCUAUACCGGCAACAGCGUCUGAAGUCACCGAUAUACGCGCUGCCGCUAACGGAGCUGGCGGGAUCUGGAUAGGCAUUGAUGCUGUUGGGCACAACGGACAAAUUUUCACUUCCGGUAGCCCAGCCGAUUACGGAGAUCAACCUGUGAAGUACGCACCAUUCGCUCCUGGACAGCCACAAUAUUUGGCGACCACAGAACAGUGUCUGAUGAUUUGGACAAAUGGAUUCCACGAUGUAAGCUGCACUGCCCUGCUCCAGUACGUCUGCCAGUCGUUUGUACCCUACAGCUGUGUUGCACUGCCUCAUCCUGCCUACUCCGCUGACUACAUGUGCUACAGCAGACUGUAAUAAUUAAACUAGUCACAUCUAUUGCCGUCUGUGACAAGUUUGGUUCACAGUUUGCCGGUACCUGCGUGAAUUGCUUCGUCUCAUCCGAUCAAUCUGACUCAUUGAUCGCACUCAUGCUGCUCCUAUCAU